AUGCUCGUGCUGCUACUAUUAGCGUACUACACGCCGUGCUCGGGCGAACUAGACGCGAAUCCCGCGCCGCCCGUACGGAGAUCCUCAGAUACAGGGUUACUAAGUUCAUCAAGAAGUAACGGGCUUAGUGUAGGAAGUACUGUUAGUAACAGUAGAACCAUGCGGAAUAUAAACAGGCCUACUCUGCCCAUUCCCCUCCGCCCUGUCGGGUGGCGGAACGCGAAUCACGCUGCUCCAACCCCGCUCCUGCCCGUUUUACUCGGGCAAGAAACUCCCGAUAAAACCGCUGGACUCCGCCACGUGGCCGCAUCAUCCGCCGGAGAUCCCGAGGGCAUCCGCGGCGGCGCGCGCGGGAACUGGGCGUCCGGGGGAAUGAUCGGCGCAAGGCGGUGGCAGUGGCGGGGGGGAAAGAAGGACCUCUCGGGGGAAGCCGCGGGGGAAGCUGGGGGAAGCUGCGGGGGAAGCUGGGGGGGGGAAGAGGAGGAUGCGGCCGCGGGCACCGCCGCGCCUCGAUCAUUGUCUCAAACCGCUACCAAUCCGGUCGAUACAUUGACAACAGGCAGUGAUACAAUAGACAGCAGUACUGUUGAUAGUAGCAGCCAGAUUGCAAAUCUCAAGAGGGGAAUCGCGCGGCCCAUUUCCGAGGCUACUGGAACUACUAAAACCCUUUCCACCUUAUCCACGUCAGCUACUGCGUCAUCCACGUCAUCAUUGGCGUCAACGCCGACCCCCAUCGGCAUCAGCCCGCAUUGGAGCUACUACUGUACGGACAGAUGCGGUGUCAUGUGGAAACCGAUCCGAGUGUACGUGGUGUGGUACGGUUACUUCUCCGAGUCGCAGAAGCAGCUCGUCCGUACGCUCACCAGGUCGUUCAGUCCGAGCGACGAUCCCGCCGUUACAGUUCCCCUCUGGUGGAACAUCAACCGGCUGUACUACGACCAACAGGGGCGUUUCAUCUCGUCGAAUGUAACGUGGGUCAAGGAAAAAGAUGACACGGGGUAUUCGCGAGGGAAAACAUUGUGGCUGGAUGACGUGGAAGCGGUGGUCGCAACGGCCAUUGCUACAAGCGAGUUGCCUUAUGACGAGGAUGGAGUGUACUUCGUGCUGUCGGACCAAUAUGUGAACCAGGUUAGCGAAAUUGUGUAUUUGUGUGUUUGGGUUAACGAUUCCCCUUCUCUUUCUUGA
Molecule: messenger RNA, 1185 nt
Organism: Closterium sp. Yama58-4
Lineage: Eukaryota; Viridiplantae; Streptophyta; Zygnematophyceae; Desmidiales; Closteriaceae
Source: the annotation of a GenBank genome assembly